AUGAGUCAAGAAGUAUUAUCAGAAUACAAUUCAUUACGGAAACUCAGUGACAUGCGAUUCCCUAGUGAAUGGUUUCCGGAAGCUCGACAAAUGCAACGCAAGAUCUAUCUUCAUGUAGGGCCAACAAAUAGUGGUAAAACAUAUCGAGCGAUUCAACGACUUCAAUCUGCGGAAUCAGGUAUUUAUUGUGGACCAUUACGGUUAUUGGCACAUGAAAUUUAUGAUAAGAUGAAUCAACAAGGCAUCCAAUGUAAUUUACUCACAGGUGAAGAAAGAAGAGAAGUGUCCCCUACAGCACCUUUGACAAGUUCUACUGUGGAAAUGGCGAAUUUAGCAAAACCUUUGGAAGUCGCAGUAUUGGAUGAAAUUCAAAUGAUAUCGGAUCCUCAUCGGGGAUGGGCAUGGACACAAGCUUUAUUGGGACUGAAGGCGAAGGAAAUUCAUUUGUGUGGUGAACAAUCGGCAGUACCUUUGAUCAAAAAAUUAUGUGAAUCUCUUGGGGAACAAGUCAUUGUCAAUGAAUACGAACGACUGACUCCUGUGGCUUUAUCAUCCUCCUCUUUGAAUGGUAAUUGGAAAAAUGUGCGCAAAGGUGAUUGUGUUGUAGCUUUUUCUCGCAACUCAAUUUUUGAUAUCAAGAAGAAGAUUGAAAAGGAAACUGGAUUACAAUGUGCUGUUGCUUACGGCGGUCUUCCUCCAGAAUCUCGAUCACAACAAGCCAAGAUAUUCAAUGACCCUACUUCUCCUGUCAAGGUACUGGUGGCUUCUGAUGCUGUAGGAAUGGGACUUAACUUAAAUAUCAAACGUGUGGUUUUCUCUACUGUGCAAAAGUUCGAUGGACGUGAAUUCAGAUAUAUGCAUAUACCUCAAUUGAAACAAAUCGCAGGAAGAGCUGGUCGUUUUGGUACUACAUAUGCUUCUGGGGAAGUGACAACAUUUUUCAACAAAGAUUUGGCUUAUGUUGACAAAUGCUUGGAAUCACCCAUCAUUCCUUUGGAGCUUGCUGGAUUACAACCAACCGUUGAUAUUGUUGAAGUGUUUGCUCUUCAAAUGCCAAAUGAAACUUAUUCUUCAGUCCUGCAAAAAUUCGAAGAUUUGGCUUCCUUGAAUGGCAAUUAUUUCCUAUGUAACUUUAAAGAUCAAAAGAGAAUUGCCGAAGUGAUUGAAAGUAUCAAGUUACCACUCCGCGAUCGAUAUCAAUUUGUCACAGCACCUGUCAGCACAAGAAACGAAGAAACAUUGAAUGCAGUUCAAGAAAUGGCCAAAAUUCAUAGCAACAACAAAGUCCUUGAAUUACCUGAAUUGGUUCAAUUACCUAAUAGUCAAAUGGUCGAUGUUGGUUCUCUCUCUUAUUUAGAAACAGCUCAUAAGAAGAUCAUGCUUUAUAUGUGGCUUAGGUAA
Molecule: messenger RNA, 1401 nt
Organism: Halteromyces radiatus
Lineage: Eukaryota; Fungi; Mucoromycota; Mucoromycetes; Mucorales; Cunninghamellaceae
Product: P-loop containing nucleoside triphosphate hydrolase protein
Exons: 7
Coding region: 1-1401 (466 amino acids)
Biological process (GO): RNA catabolic process; mitochondrial RNA 3'-end processing
Cellular component (GO): mitochondrial degradosome
Molecular function (GO): RNA helicase activity; ATP binding
Source: RefSeq, a predicted model, not a curated record